This is a messenger RNA of Amphibalanus amphitrite, 5354 nucleotides long. RefSeq names its product Na(+)/H(+) exchanger protein 7-like. The record is from RefSeq and is a predicted model, not a curated record. NCBI's taxonomy places the organism in Eukaryota, Metazoa, Arthropoda, Thecostraca, Balanomorpha, Balanidae. Gene Ontology annotation, molecular function: sodium:proton antiporter activity. Gene Ontology annotation, cellular component: membrane. Gene Ontology annotation, biological process: sodium ion transport; proton transmembrane transport; regulation of pH. The transcript has 21 exons. Bases 284 to 3310 code for a protein of 1008 amino acids.
AAGCGCCGGCGCGGGAGAGUGGACCCGUGGACCGUGGGUUGAAAUUCGCAAGUUUUUAAUGUUAAUUUAAAAUAUUAGUAAAUUUCAAAUAACAAUUCAACGCUUUGCACAUUGUGCGAUUCUGGAUGUUCGUAUAGUGAGCCUGAGUUUGACCGUUGAAGCGAAGAAAUUACGUAAAAAACGGACGAAGAUGCCAAUUAAAAUUUGAAUUGCCAUGAUCAUCGCCCGGUUCCGCACUUCAGCUUGAUAUUUCCACUACCAGAGGUGAAGCUCGCUCGGCACCAUGCGGGUGGUCGGGCUGCUCGUGCUGCUGCCGCUGUUGGCGCUCCUACCGGCCCCGGCAGAGGCUAUCUCACCGGCCGCCAUCGCCGCCGAGCUGACCCGAAUGAGGUCACGACCCCGGCCGCGCGUGCGCAGAUCCGUGGUGGAGACAAACACGCAUGGAGAGGCCGACCGGACGACGACCAUAAGUCAUGGCGGUGAGCACGCGGUGGUGCACGGUGAGCACAGUGAGCACGGCGCCGGCUCAGCUCACUCGGGCUCUCACGGAGACGUGGUCACCAUGUCCUAUUGUGUCGAGUCCGAGGAGGUCCACGAGAGUCACGGUAUCCACGUGGCCUCGUGGCGAUGGACCGAGGUGCAGACCUACUAUGCCAUCACCCUCUUCAUCGUUAUUGCGGGCCUGGCCAAACUCGCGUUCCACCACGCCCACUUCCUGUCGUCAAAACUGCCAGAGUCCUGUCUGCUGAUCAUUCUCGGCAUCUUUAUGGGUAUCAUCACAUAUCACAUCCGACACAGGGUGUUCUGGUUCCUGCCCGGUUACCGCUCCGGCGCCGGGGGUGCUCCGAACGAUGGCAAUGAGGACGGGCCCAACAUCCGGUUUGAAAACGGCACCGUGGUGCCUCCCUGUGAGGACGAGUUCGCUGGAUUCUUCCCGAAGUUUGACGCAGAGUUGUUCUUCCUGGUAUUGCUGCCGCCGAUCGUACUGGAGGCCUCCUACUCCCUCCACGAUCGGGCGUUCAUGGAUAACCUGGGAUCGGUGCUCAUCUUUGCCGUCGUCGGCACGCUGUUCAACAUGUUCAUUAUCAGCCCUGCGCUGUGGGGCCUGGCCAAGGCGGGCGCCAUGGGCUCCAGCAUGAUCCCGGCCGACCACUACGACGUCUCCCAGAUCAGCCUGGUGCAGAUGCUGACGUUCGGCUCGCUGAUCGUGGCCGUGGACCCGGUGGCCGUGCUGGCCAUCUUCCAGGAGGUCGGCGUCAACAAGGACCUCUACUUCCUCGUCUUCGGAGAGAGUCUCCUCAACGACGCCGUCACUGUGGUGCUCUAUAAUGCCAUGGUGGUGUUUGCGAACUCUGAGGACGUACCAGUGACCUACGACCAGGUACUGCUGGCCAUAGCCGCCUUCUUCUGUGUGUCGCUGGGCGGCCUGGCCAUCGGGAUUGUGUUCGGCGUGCUGACAGCUAUCAUCACCAAGUACACGCCCGACGUCAGGGUCGUGGAGCCGCUCUCCCUACUCGCGAUGGCCUACCUGGCCUACCUCUCUGCCGAGCUGGUCCACUUUUCCGGCAUCAUCGCCUGCGUCGGCUGCGGCGUCGUACAGGCCCACUACGCCAUGAAGAAUAUCUCAAAGAACUCGUACAUUACCAUCAAGUACUUCAUCACCAUGGCCAGCUCCACCAGCGACACCAUCAUCUUCAUGUUUCUGGGAAUGGUGCUGGUCAGUGACGAUCAUAAGUGGCACACGGGCUUCGCGCUCUGGACGCUGGUGCUCUGUCUUGUGGUGCGCUUUGUCGGCGUAUACCUGCUGUGUUGGAUGGCCAAUUUCCGUCGUCUGCGCCGUAUCGGUAAGAAGGAGCAGUUCAUUAUGGCGUACGGCGGCCUGCGCGGCGCGGUGGGCUUCUCGCUGGUGGUCAUGCUGCGGGACUCACAGAUCGACCCGAUGACGGUGCGCAUCUUCGUCACCACCACCCUCUUCAUCAUCCUGUUCACCGUGUUCAUUCAGGGUUCUACGAUCAAGCUGCUGGUGAGCCUGUUCAACAUCAAGCUGGAGGAGACGGAGGACCCCACGCUGGCCGAGGAGAUAGCCGCCACUACCGUGGACCACAUCACGGCAGGGGUGGAGGAGAUCAUAGGGUACCGCGGCACUAACUUCUUCAAGGAGCGGCUGGAGCACUUUGACGAAAAGUACCUGAAGCCGCUGCUGAUCAGUGACAGCCUCGACUCGAGUCUGGCGCGGCUGUACGACAAACUGGUGUUGGACGAGCACUACGCCAAUCUGUACGGACCGGCGGCCGCCGCCGAGACCAAGAAGGUUGACAUCGUCGGCUCUGGAGAGGGCGACUUCUUCCUGCCGGAGGAGGAGAUGGUGCACCUGCGCCGGCGUCAGGAGGCACUGCGUCGCCAACUGUCCCAGCAGAGUUCAAUUGGGGCCCGCCCGCUCAGCCGGCUGGGCACACUCCGGGAGCGGCUGUCCAGGAGGCUCUCCACCACCUCAGCGUCGCCGGCUCAGGCGCAGUCAGUGGACGUGGAGCAUGGCUCAGGCACGGCGCCGGGCACGCCGCUCAGUGGCCGAUUCAACCCGGACGACAACUACAAGACGUUCCCGGCCGACGGACACCUGCUGAGGAAGGCCUUCAGGAGCAACCCCUACAACAAGCUGCACCUGCGCUACAACCCCAACCUGAUCGACGAGGAAGACCAGGAGAUCGACACUCACCUACGGCGGCGGCGCAUGAACGCGCAGCGCUUCAGCCAGAUCGCCCAGCUGGCGCUACAGCAGGAGCGAGCCGAGGAGGACGCGGCCGGACCGCUGCGGCGCACCGCCUCAGGCGAGAUGGACUCGUCGUCCGAGUCGCUCCCACGCGCCGCAUCCACCAACGCCGCCGGACCGCGCGUGGGCAGUCUGCGCGUGGCCGGCGUCAAGGACAUGGUGAUGGACCAGCAGCGGCGCGCCGCCGAGCGCCAGCGCACCCGCUACAAGUCGGCGCCCUCGUACGCCACGCCCGGCUCUGGCUCCACGCUGGACAGCGAGCCCACCACGCCGGUGCUGGGGCCCAUCACCGAGGAGUCGGGCCGGCCGGAGGACCGCGAGCUGCUGCCGCGCGCGCCGCCCGCGCCCGGCGACAGCCGACACCCGCUGCAGGCCGAGAUGGACCGGCCCAGGCCCCCGCCGCUGCAGCGGGCAGACGCGGCCGACGCCGGCACCGCCACACCGGCGCGCAGCGUCUCAGAGUCAGAGGUGCCCGAACGGGGGCCGCGGGGGCCGGGCGCCGGACAGGGCAGCGGGUAUCAGGAGAGCGGUCCGCUGUAGGAACACCGCGUCCUCGGCCGGGGAGGGAGGGUAGAGCUGUAAAGGACGGGGAAUCGGGCAUCGGUGGGAGGAUGGCUGGACGGGAGAUCAGCGGUUCUGAGGAGGCUCAGCUCGCCGAACUGCGCUGGAACGUCGCCAAAGUGCGCUGCCUGGCGCUGUCUUGGUGCUGUCUGGCGCUGUGUAGCGCUGCCUGGCGCUGUCUAGUCGCUGAAAUGCGCUGUCCGGUCGCUAUCUGGACUCGGUGAAGUCGCUAGCUAGCUGUUUCAGCUGUUUCUGUUGAGUCCAGAGUCUGAUAGAUUUGGACGCUAAGAAUCGACAGAAGAUAAGAGUCCGGGGCUCAACUCAACUCACCAGUUCAACUCAAGCGCAGGCCAUGUUCGGCUGUGGAGAUUUGGAAGUACAGGAUUGAAGAAUGUUUGCGGUAUGGCCUACUCCCUUAUUUUCUACGCAGCUGCCUGCUGACAUAAUAAUUCUGUUUAAGUCGCUGAGUGUUCCCGUCUCAUCACAUCGGAACUUGGAGUCGAAAUGGUGCUUCCACUACGUCAUACAUGCUUAGUGAUUGUUUCCAGCUUCCACGAGUUGUCCAGAGAAAGUUGAGCUGCGUCAAGACCGUCCGACCCUAGGUGAUCAAGAUAUUGUCCGGCUAUUGUCUGAGCAGCGAGAGAAGUUGGCCAUGCGAGCCUUUCUAUAAAGUCACGGCAGGCAUCACUGAGUGAGGUCGUCAAGAACCACGGGUGGGCCCCGAGCACAGGUCAACUGUUGGAAUUGAGAUCUCCAGCUUACAGAGACGGUGCCUGUCAAAGGUUUCCAAAUGGUGCCCAAAGCGGCGUUCUGGUUGUGAGCCUUCGUUGACCUGUGUGCGCCAGGUCAGGUUAUUCAUGACGGGUUGCCAAAGCAUGUUCCGUGAGAUGACGCCACCGGAGUAGUUUGCCGUGCGCAUGUGUGUUUAUUUCUGUUAGCGCUGCCUUUUGCUGAAGCUGCCCGCGUCUGUCUGUAGUGGCUGGCUGUUUCUGUGUCCGAAUGGCAGUAUUAGUUUCAAGGUUGUGUUCUGACGUCGCAGACUCAGCGGUCGCUCGUUUUCAGCGGUCGGUGUCCCCAUGUCGUCUUGUGUACUUAAUCUCCUGAUUGAUCACCAGAUUUGCUUGAAUCACCCCUGUCUAGCAGCGUGAUCCUUGCAUCUAUACAGUGGAUUCAUUGCGCAGAACGCUACGGGCGGCGAUAGUAUCAAUUAUUUAUCACCAAGCAUUUUGUGCUGUAAUUUACCAUAUUUUUACUUUGAAUUAGCAUUUAUCAUGAGCUAGAUGAAGCGCCACACAGGGCAAUAAUUGGUCUGUUGACUCGCUCUUUCACAUUGGCGUCACAUGCUGUAUGGCUGGUUGGAUGAUGUGUAUUGUGUAAGUCGUUGCAUGGUCGGUAGGACGUGGUCGGUUCCUUAGGUCGGUUCGGGACCGUGUGGAUUACUGCCGUUCAGUCGUCCCCGCCGGCCCCGCUAACUGUGUGUGGUACUAAUAUGUCCCGCCAGAGUGAAGAGUGCAUGUGUGCUGAGUUUAGGAGCGUCUCCAUAACUUCAGACUCCAGAGUUAUAUAUGUGGGUUUGGGUGGAAGGGCGGGGUGCUGAACCGUGCGAUCGUGUAACAACUCGGUACAGUCGUCAUCUGUGUAGGCUGCCGAAUGCCGAAGUCCGAGGAUGUGGGGGAACCGGGGGGGGGGGGGGGGGGGGGCGAUGCAGUCAUAGGGACAAACCUGGGGAGGUAGGGCGAAAGUCGCUCCUUAACGCGACUACGACACGAUUGCAGUAUGCUUGGGGAUGGCUCAUGGCCUCUGAAGGCGCCUUUUUGUACCCACUCGGGCGAUGGCUGAUUGCUGUGUUGAGAUGAAAGCGUGUGGGGUCGUACGAGAUGCCUGAAGGAACAAAUGUGCGUAUUCGCUCUGUUUCACCAUCGCGCGCUGUAAGAAGGAGAGUGAUGAUUUUUUGUUAUGUGGUGCAACUUAUCGGGAACAGACCAAUAAGUUGCGAUAAAAUACACGAUUUAUGAUUCGUAAA